CGACUCAAAGCAACGAUAGCUGUCAAAUGUUGAAUAGAAAAAGAAGACGCGGAAUAAUAGAGAAACGCAGACGAGAUCGAAUUAACAGCUCUCUUUCCGAGCUCAGAAGACUAGUCCCUGCAGCUUUUGAGAAACAGGGAUCGGCGAAAUUAGAAAAAGCAGAAAUUCUACAACUUACAGUUGAUCAUUUGAAAAUGUUACAUGCUAAAGGUUUCGAUGCCUUAUCUUUUGAUCCUCACAAAUUUGCCAUGGAUUAUCACAGCAUAGGCUUCCGCGAAUGUGCUUCGGAGGUGGCACGUUACCUUGUGGCAAUUGAAGGAAUGGACUUGCAAGAUCCACUGAGGGUCAGACUCAUGAGCCACCUUCAGUGCUAUUCGGCCCAGAGAGAACUGUCUAUGAAAACUUCCGUCCAGCAUCCCUGGAACCCUUCUACAUUUGGGUCUACUCUUCCCCCGGCUCCUACGCCUCAGUACCCAGGUCCUUCAGCCUCAAUGGGACCACAAGUCACCGAGGCUCCUUUACAAAGUACUUAUAACUGUUCCGAACCUCCUAGAUUAGGACAACCAAUGGAUAAUGCAUUCGGCUCUGCAACUCACUAUCCACGUGUCUCAAAUCCGUCCACCGUCAAUACCUCAUCCACACCUUCAGCAAGUAUGGCGCUAGUCCAGCAUCCACCACCAGGACCUGCUAUGGUACCCUCACUACCACAGAUGGCUAGUUCUAACCAGUAUCUUGGUGGACAUGGGUUUUCAAGUGGGGGUUAUGGUGCCGGUCCUUUUAACCAGCACGGUAGCUCUACAGGAAGACCUUACAGACCUUGGGGAGCGGAGCUUGCUUACUGACUAUAGGCUAGCUAUACUGACUAUAGGAGCUUGCUUACUGACUAUAGACUGACUAUGAAAAACCUUGUUUGGAGUUCUUUGAUGGUGGCAUGAACUUGAAUCAGUGAAACAUAUUUUACGAAUAUAUAGCUAAUUUUUCAAAGUAAAAAACAAAAUACAAUUACAAGAAGUAUUUACAAAAAUUUUAUAAGUAUAAUGAAAGAUAAUGUAGAUAAAAGUGAUUUAGUAUAAAAAUAACCGUCCUAAAAUUAUUAAUACGUUAAAGCUUGCAAUUAACUUAUACCCAGCUGAAAUACUAUCAUAUUUUGAUUUGGCUUUUCUGUGAGUUCUUAAGAUUUUUAAAAAGUAUUCUUGAGCUCUCAUAUGAAACUCUUUCUCAAGUAUAAUUUCUGCAGGUAUGAGAAAGGCAGCAGUUUAAGGUAUGAGAAAGCAGAUAUGAGUAAGCAGGUAUGAGAAAGUCUAAGCGUCCAUUCAGGCAUACCUUUUGUCUUUGUUUUAGAACCGUCCAUUCUUUGGACGAAUAAAACGAGAGUUUUGGAGCUAUUGAAAAUUCUACGGCCAGCAGCACAUGAACAUAAAACACAAUUUCAUACAAUAAGUUUCUGAUUAUUAUUUCAAUAAGAUGUAAGAUUCCUAUCUUUUAAGUUACAGCUAAAGUUGAGAAACCUUAAGAACUGGUAAGCGAAUAAUCGCUUUAUUUCAGUAGACGGAGAACAGAUACUCGAGAAGGGUUAAAUACCCUUUAUUAUUCCAAAAUAAAGUUUAACAGUCGGCUCCUUCUUGGAGUUUACAAUAAAGCUUCCACUCGGGCUUGAAUUCAGGAAAACUAAGGAAUAAAGCUUAAGUAAACUUAAAUAAAAAGAUAUAGCCGAAGCUAUCAAAAUUCUAACAGAGUUGGCCCCUUAACGCUAACUAACGGCGAAGCUAUCAAGGGCCUAAAGUACGGCCGAGCGUACUAAUAGCUUUAGAGAGAAUACAGCCAAAAGGCUAAUUCGUGCUGCAUAGAAUCUCUGGCUCUCUAACGAAGUCAUCAAAACUUCACAGUUAAAUACUCUUUCUCCUCAUUUGCAUUUGACCGCGAUUCUGCAAAUACGUUCUGGCCGGAAGUUGUAAGAUGAAAUUCA
Molecule: messenger RNA, 1966 nt
Organism: Stegodyphus dumicola
Lineage: Eukaryota; Metazoa; Arthropoda; Arachnida; Araneae; Eresidae
Product: hairy/enhancer-of-split related with YRPW motif protein-like
Biological process (GO): regulation of DNA-templated transcription
Molecular function (GO): DNA binding; protein dimerization activity
Source: RefSeq, a predicted model, not a curated record